Messenger RNA from Polyodon spathula (Mississippi paddlefish), 2145 nucleotides. Its product is annotated as myelin expression factor 2-like. The record is from RefSeq and is a predicted model, not a curated record. NCBI's taxonomy places the organism in Eukaryota, Metazoa, Chordata, Actinopteri, Acipenseriformes, Polyodontidae. Bases 61 to 1929 code for a protein of 622 amino acids. Gene Ontology annotation, cellular component: nucleus; post-mRNA release spliceosomal complex; cytoplasm. The transcript is spliced from 18 exons. Gene Ontology annotation, molecular function: mRNA binding. Gene Ontology annotation, biological process: regulation of mRNA stability involved in response to oxidative stress.
UUCAAACUGCGCAGGAAAAAGGAGACAGACGCGCAGAACUGGAGGAAAAAAAAAACGACAAUGGCUGCGAUUGUAGAAGUCGAACAACAAGAACAACAAGAAGAAGCAGCACAAAUAGCCAUAACCGAGAUUCAAAACGAGCAGGAACCGGAAAACAACACCAAUGGCGUUAAAACAACUACUGAGAGUGAGGAAACCCCCAAGGAGCAGUCGACACUGAAAGAGAAAUCAAAUCUGAACAAGAAAAGCAGAUUUCAACCUUAUUCCAAAGACAGGAAUGCAGGCUCUGGAGAGAAGAAGGGGACUCAUCGAAACAGAGUGUUUAUUAGCAAUAUCCCGUACGACAUGAAAUGGCAAGCCAUUAAAGAUCUUAUGAGAGAGAAAGUUGGUGAGGUUACAUACGUGGAGCUCUUUAAGGAUGCUGAAGGAAAGUCAAGGGGUUGUGGUGUUGUAGAGUUCAAAGAUGAAGAGUUUGUAAAGAAGGCAAUAGAUGUUAUGAACAAAUAUGAUCUCAGUGGAAGACCACUCAACAUCAAAGAGGAUCCUGAUGGCGAACAUGCUCGUAGGAUGCUACAGCGUACUGGAUUGUUCCCAGGUGGACGUGGGCAAGAUGGGGGACCUGGUGUAAUGAACCUGCCACCUUCUAUUGCUAAUAAUCCAAAUAUUCCCCCUGAAAUCAUCAGUGGAUUACAAGAUGGAAGGCUUGGAACAACAGUGUUUGUUGCCAAUCUUGAUUUCAAAGUUGGAUGGAAAAAGCUUAAGGAGGUGUUUGGCAUGGCUGGAACAGUUAAAAGAGCAGAUGUCAAAGAAGACAAGGAGGGCAAAAGUCGCGGAAUGGGAACUGUUACUUUUGAUCAAGCCCUAGAAGCAGUGCAGGCCAUCUCAAUGUUAAAUGGACAGUUUUUGUUUGAUAGGCCUAUGCAUGUAAAGAUGGAUGACAAGUCUAUUCCUCAUGAUGACUUCCGUCCAAUAGAAAAAACACCUCAGUUGCCUCGUGGGCUCAGUGGUAUUGGAUUGGGUCUUGGACCUGGAGGUCAACCAAUUAAUGCAAACAGGUUGAGUGGAGGAAGUGGAGGAGGAGGAGGAAUGGGAAACAUGGGCCCUGGGGCUAUGAGUGGAAUGGAUAGACCUGGUUUUGGUGGUAUGAGCAGGAUGGGAACAGGAGUUAGUGGUAGUGGUGGAUAUGGCGGUGGGAUGGAUGGGAUAAGCAACAUGGGAGGCUAUGGAGGCAGGGACUUGGCACCUAUUGGAAGGAUGGGGGGAAUGGAUGAUUAUAGAGGAAACCUGGGCACUGGUAUGGGUGGAGUGGGCAGUGGCAUGGGGGGAAUGAGUGGCAGAAUGGGCAGUGGCAUGGGAGAUAUGCAUCGUUCGGGAAUAAGUGGCAUGGAUAGAGAUUUCAGCAGAAGUGAUUUGCCUAUGAACCGAGGGUACGGAGAGUCUUUUGGAGCAAUGGGAGGAGGAAUGGGAGGAUUUGGAGGUGGAAUGGGUAGUGCUGGCAUGAGUCUAAUGGCACAUGGAUUAGGUAGUGGAAUGAACAGCAUGGGAGUUGGAAUGGGUAUGGACCGCAUGAGCUCCAGUUAUGAUCGAAUGGGUGGUGGUGGUGGUGGUAUGGAUAUGAAUCGUGGCUUCAGUGGUUUUGGAUCUGGCCCUAUGGGGGGAGGAAAGUCAGACAGAGGAUCUGGUAGCAAGGGUUGCCAGAUUUUUGUCAGAAAUCUUCCAUUUGAUCUUACCUGGCAGAAGUUGAAAGAAAACUUCAUCCAUUGUGGUCAAGUUAUGUUUGCAGAAAUUAAAAUGGAGAAUGGAAGAUCUAAAGGUUGUGGUACGGUUCGUUUUGAUUCACCAGAAAGUGCAGAAAAUGCUUGUAGAAUUAUGAAUGGCACAAGGAUCAAUGGAAGAGAGGUAGAUGUUCGGAUGGAUCGUAACGCAUAACCAUUUAGAAAUGCUGUUUUUUUUUUUUUUUCCCCCUUAAUUCCUUUCCUGCAAGUCUGUUCUCUGUUGUACCAUCAUAAGUCUGCCAGUACUCACCAGCCUUUAAAACUGGAUGUAUGUAUAGGGCUGUCUGAUUUGUCAAAACCUUUACAUUUGUUUGUAUUAUGGCAGUUUUGUUUAAUUGAAUGAAUAAAUAGUGGGUUUUAAUUUUUUUUU